UGCUUUGACGUGGUUAAAGCUUUGUUCUGGGCGGAGCGCCUUGCUCCCGUGCUAAAGCUAUCGAUCGCAGCAAAGCCAAUGAAUUUGCGGCAAUAUAAGAGGAUGCCAUAAUUAUAAACGAUUUUUCCCUACUAUUUUCAACACAUUCAAUGGACGUCUCUAUCCCUGGACAGACUCAGUUGUCGCCACUUUACUACCCUCCUAGACCCAUAGGUGGUUUCAUGCAGCCCGCCACUUUCCCCAACUCUUAUCAAAAUAAUGCUUUCUAUGUCCUUCCGAACAAUCUCUACCAGCAACAUCAAGUUCAAGCUUCGAAUGGCUCGUCUUCAUACCCGCUUAACCCUACUUUCGGGAAUUUUGCCCCCAACCCGGUGUCGGUCUGGCCACAGCCGUCUAGUUCUUCCCACAUAGCCACUUUUAAUUCCUAUCCCUUUAUCAACGAAUUUGCCGUCAAUCCUUCGACCAACAUCCUACGUUCCAAACGCGACUCACAAAGCUCGAUAGCUACUUUCGAGUCCAGUAGCUCGGGAAAGCGUCCAAGACAAGAAGUUGAAGACCCAUCAGGAUCAUGGCCAGAUUCUAAGAAGACAAGGAGUAAUUCAUCGACGGAUAAUUCGUCUGCCGUAUCGGGACCGAACACUGAAGUACAGCCAGGAAGCACAGCCAAACCGCCUUGUUUGGGCUACAGAACUGUCGUUCUCUGUAACGACGAGCUCCGAGAGCAGUUGAAGUCGACACCGGAGCAGAUACCCCAGAACUCCCGGCUAUUCUUUCUCGGAGGCUGUCCUAUUGUCGCUCAGAUCAACCAACCGCUUCCUUCCGCAGAAGAGAGGGCCAAGCGAGAGGAGGAAGCCCGUAACAAAGAUCGAACUACCGGCAUACCAUUGACUCCUGAGGAGACCCAGUGGUUGAUUGGAGCUUAUCACAGUAAGACUCGUAGGAAUCCAGCUACCAAUGUUCCUCUCGACGUCUUGCCUCACACCUCGGAGCGGGUUGGCCGUUCACAUCAAUACCAAUUCGAUUCGGCUCCAACUCCUCAUCAGCUUAGCCAGGUACAUCAUCAACAGCCCGGUCACCGCAACCAGGACCUAUACGUCGAUGCUGCUGUGCAAAAUGCUUUACCGAAUCAAGCGCAGCCAGUUUCCCUUCAAUGGGAACCGAUCCCUGGCGAUAUAAUGAUGCAUGGAGCGGGUGGGUCAUCCCAAUCUCCCGCAGCCGCCUCCGGAUUUUUGGAUACCGGCUCGCGCGCGCCAUACAAUGGGAUGGCGGAAUCCACGUCAGACUGUAUUCCACGGGCUAUGAAGGAACCUGCUUCUUAUCCCCCCUCUAAUCUUGCGAAUCAGGGCAGCAACUUUGCCGUCGGGCCUAACGGAAGUUCUCCAACAUUAAUCACGUCGCCAAGCUGUGAUGACACUGCGGUCUUAAUGAAUCAUGGCCAUUUUGAGGGUGUGCCUCGACCGUUUCAAGUUUUUCAAGGUUCAGAUGUGUUUGAGAGUCUUUGCAAGAAGACGAAAGAUGAUGAUGACGAUGACGAUGAAUCUCUCUUCGGGGUUUUCUCUGAAUGAUCCGAAGGUGAUACCGGCGAGAGGAGUGUCAGCGUUGUUGGAGGCGUGGGUUUCACUCUGCCAGUUGGAAGGGGCCCGUUUUGAUGAACUGAUCCCGGAGUUCCCAGCUAGGUAUCA
Messenger RNA from Desarmillaria tabescens, 1682 nucleotides. RefSeq lists its product as uncharacterized. Bases 150 to 1565 code for a protein of 471 amino acids. NCBI's taxonomy places the organism in Eukaryota, Fungi, Basidiomycota, Agaricomycetes, Agaricales, Physalacriaceae. The transcript has 2 exons. The record is from RefSeq and is a predicted model, not a curated record.